CCCAAUACAGUAUACUUGGAUUUGUGUGAAAAAUUUUCUGUUGUGUAUUUUAAAUCGUAGAAACUCACAACUCAGUGGCGGAAAUUAUGGGGGCAAGGGGCGGCCCGAAUUGCUCAUUCACAGAAAAUUAAGGUUUUCUAACCCAGAAUUCGUCCAAACAAAUAUUUGUUCACUUGUUGAAAGUGAAUCCCCCCAGAAUCUCUCUGAAUCUUAACAUAGGGGCUGAGCGCCCCAUCCAAGCCAAGCUUCCCCCUCCACGGCACCGUUGCCUGGAUACCGCUGUAAGGUUUAUUGCCUUUUUCUGGCAUUAACAAACUUUUGUAAGCCAAGUGCUGCAAUUGGGGAUAUGAAGUUAUAUACUACCUACAUUAUUCUACUUUCCUGCCCCCCCCCCACCCCCUCGAGUCACUACGGAUGUGCCUGAAACAUGCAGUGACUUGAAUGGCACUGCUAGAAUUUUUUUAGUGGGCUCGUGAUUUGCUAAGCGGAAGUAAAAGGGAACCAAGAAUUAGCUGAUGGAACGCGAGUGAUUUGUAAAUAACACAGAAGAGUGUACAAACAAUGGGGACAUGGAAGCAAUUAUUAAAUUGCUGGCAAACGAUACCCAGGAUGGCUUUAUUUGAAAUUUUGCUGGCAAUUGCUAUGUUUACAGGCAAAAGUGAGACAGCAACAUGUGAACAGAAAAUUGUUGCUGACUUGCCUAGUUUGUCAAAAAUCAGAGAAUUUGGUAAAAUUUAUUCAAUUGAAAUGCCCAGCUCGAGUCCUUUCUCAAAUGGAACAUGUUCGUGGGAGUUUUCAAGUCCAGAAAAUUAUUUGCUAAAUCUUUAUUUCAUCAAUAUCACUUCGCCACAAAAAUCUUCAGGUUCGGAUUGCAGUGGUAAUUAUUUCUUAAUUAAAUCGAGUGACUCUGGUAGAAGUACUCUGGAUGUUUCGCAGCAGUUUUGUUGGCAAAGGGCUUUACCGAGGUUAAGGGUAAAUGGGACAGUCACUGUGGAACUGCAUUAUAAUCAGAACACUGUAAAAGGCGCUGGAUUAUCAAUGGCAGUUUCAGUAGAAGCUUCAUCACCAGGUUGUGGAGGAGUGUUUAACGAUUCAUCGAAUUAUGUUCCCGCUUCAUUUGACUCACAAACAUUUGGUAAUGGAAGCACCAAUUCUCCAAUUCAUUGCGUCUGGUAUUUUCACUUUAUGGCACCGCAAGAAAUGAACAUUCUUGUCUCCCACUUCGAUUUUCCUCAUGAUUUUAAUCCUGAAUGCACGUCUAUCAGAAAAUUCAUUGAGCUGCGCUCAUUUAACGAAUCCACUGGUAUGACCAUUCAGAGAAGCAGGAAAUGCGCCCGAUCUAAUUAUGCAUUGCCUGAAAAUUUUAAAAUUCAAACCAGCAAAAGUUUUGUAGUGACAGUACAUUCGGAGGGGGCGUCAUCGACAAGGGAGAGGAUUCUUACUGCUUGCCUUCCCACAAGUCCAGGCGCAAGCAGAGAAUACUUCAGUGUCGAUGACAUUCAAAACCAAACCUUACAUGAACUGACCAGAGCUAGCAACCCAAAGGAAAAUGUUCGUGGACUUAUCUUACUCAAGCCAGAAAGAUCUGCAGACCAGCUUUUCACUUUUAUCAAUAAUAUUUCCAGGAUUUGCAGUGAAGGGAAGUUGCAAAUUUGGUCUACAAAAGCAAAUAUUUUUAAAUUGGAUACUCAAAUAUGCUCAAGCGCUUUAAGCGGCUCGACGUUUUUGAACUCAAACGUUACAAUUGCAAUCAAUUACGAAGCAAGGCAAGAAGCCAUUGAAGAAACAGAGGUGUCGUUCUUUGCAAGCAAUAAAGGUUGUGGUGGAUUAUUUGAGUUUAAAAUCGGGGACUCGAAAAUAAUAAAGUCCCCACAUUAUGGAAGAAACUACCCAGCUAAUAGCGAUUGCCGCUGGAUGCUCCUUCGUGACAACGGAACUGAGCUGGAGAUUAUUAUCAAUGAAAUGUAUUUAGAAACGUGUUCCGACUGCUCUAGUUGUGAUUACAUCAAAAUAUACAAAGGAAUAACAACCCUCAAGACAUGGAAGCACACAAUAUGCCAAAACUUUAAUACGCCCUAUAUAAUCAAUGGAAAUGUAGUACUUCAUUUUCACAGCGAUAGCGGUAGAGAAAACAGAGGAUUUGCGAUAAACGUAACUGCUUUUAGAGCUUGUGGAGGCAGAUUCUCUUUGUCACCGGGCCAAAGUCUGGAAAUACUUUCGCCCCGGUACGAAUACGGAUCUUAUCCAGCGAAUUCCCUGUGUCAAUGGGAAGUCACCACGACCAGAGAUUCUCUACCGCUAAAUGUAUCAACUGUCAUGAUGGAUCUUGGAUGCUAUGGCGACUUUCACUACGAUUAUGUAGAAAUCUUUAAAAACAAUGGGCAGAAUGUCACCCUGAUGUACACUUUGUGUGAAAAACUGAAUAAGAAUAUUAUGAUCAAUGGAAGCAUCACCGUCCGCUUUCACAGUGACAGUGACACUACCGUUUUGACGUCUGGGACUGGGUUCAAGAUUCUGAUAAAUGCAUUACCAGACCCUGUGAAAAUGACUACAAGACUCCCUUCGACGACCGCAACAACAUCAGUUUCCACAACUCUGAGGACCUCCAAAAACACGACCAGUAUUCAGACUACAAAUUGUUGCAGCACCGUUGAUAAAAAAACUACUCAAACACAAUCAAAGAAUAGAAAAUCUACAAAGGCUUCUCAGUUAUUUUCUACUAUUCAGACAAAGAAAAGCGUUAGUGCGAAAGCUAAAAAGUCAGUGGCUUCAAAUGAAAAUCUCUAUAUCGCCACAAUAACGGUUGGUGCCGUUAUAAUGCUUUGUAUGGGGUUUUUAAUACUGGCAAUUUUAAGAAGGAGGAAACGAAGCCACCAGACAGAAAAGGAAAACAGUGAUCAAGUUGAAAGAAGCAAAAAAAGAAAACGGCAAAACAGUGCAAUGCCUUUAGUUAGCAUGGAUGAUGCCAGGAAGACGUCUCUGGCAAACAACGCACUGGAUGGCAUAAUUGAAAACAUAGCCUAUGCAGAAAUGAAUAUACCAAGCAAGGAAAUGGAAAACCCAUACUACAGAGCCAGUGAUCAUCGACAUGCAAAGAUCAAUCCAUGCUAUGCAAGUGGGACAAUUGAGGAAGAAGCUGAAUAUGCAACGGCGAACGAGCAGCAUAUAUACUCGGAUGUUCUAUCAAAAACGUCUCCUGAUGGCUACAGUUAUGCACAGAAUCCUGCCACUACCAAGACAGAUGUUUCACAAGACAGUGGGAGUAAAGAAGGCGACGAGAAUCCUUACGAAAGUACCGAUUACGGUUAUGUUAUAUAGACAUUUGAAAUCGUAUCUCUGCAAAAUGAUUAUUUUUUGAUUAUUUUAUGAUAAAGUGCGGGUUCACAAAACCAUUUAUCUAUAAAUAAUUGCUAAAUCUCACCUUAAGACUAUAGCCUGGUUCUCUCGAAUGCCAAUCUGCUCUUUGUCAGACAAACCUGGAUCAAGCCUUGCAGAAUAGAAAUUAACAAAGUAAAAAUUAACCACCAAAAACUCAAAUCUAACCUACAUGUCAAGACAUAUUCUAUCUACAGUAGCUUACAACAUAACCUGGGUGCCAGAGCCUCAAGAGAGUCAAAGGAUGAUAAACGGGGGAAAGGAAUUGCGAAGGAGAAUGGGAGAGGAACCUCCGCAAUUCCUUUCCCCCGUUCUUCAUCCUUUGACUCUCUGAGGCUCCGGCAGUCCAGGGUACUUACAACUCAAAGAUGACGAUUCAACCAGUCUCAGAAUAUUCUACUUCCUAAAAACUGAGAUAAAUUUCUGGCAAAAAAUGCACUGACGUUUUCAAGCAAAAUUCUAAAGGCAAGGAAGAAAAUAUUGUUGAUUGAAGCUGUUUGCAUGAAAUUAUUCGACUGAAUACUCAAAAUAGAACAUUUAACUGCAAGUCAAGUUGAAGGGAUUUUGUCAUGAUUAAGGGAGAAGAAGGAGAUCUCCAAGUUAUAAUUUGAUUUUCAUGUCAUGAUUUUGUCAUGUCAUUAAGUCAUGAUUUUCGCCCUGUAACACUAUGGGUUGAUAUGAGACUGUUGACGUGAAGUCACCUUGUAAGAUCUUGAUUAAAGGUUUUUCCUGUGGUUUUGUUAAUUAUCAGAUGUAAUAAAGGGUCAAAAUCACAUGUAACAACGCUGAUCACACUGAAAGCAAACGACUCUCUGCAGUCAUUUUUCAUUAUUGUACUGAACAAAGUAAAGCUUAAAAUAGCGUCUUUGAAUUCACUUAAAGAGGACUCGUUAAACUAAAAAAUAUAAUUAUUAUUCGUAUAUAUUGGUUCACAAUGGAAGGAUAGAUAUUGAACAAAUUGUUUAAACUACAGAGGAUUGAAAAGAUGGAAGCUUCUAUGUUUACCAUAUACCUACGAAACUUUAUCUCUGAUUCCUCACAUUGAAGGUAAACGAACCUCUGCGAAUGACACCCAUUAAUUAUGACCAAAUGCAGUUUAUAGGAAGUAAACUUGCACUGACGGUGUCUAGUUUAGACCAUCAGGCACCGCGCAGCCAUUGGGCUAGCAGGGGUUAAAGCCCACCCCCCACCUACUUUUUUUAAAUAAUUGGUUAGAAAAUUUUUAGAAAGGUUACUCUAGCGCAACCUAUAAAAGUAGUAGCAGUUCUUCUUGACUGGGAAUCCUUUUUGUUCAUUUUCUUGGCGUCUUAUCUUGUUUAUCUAUUUUAUAGUAAUUGUUACCUUCUUUGAAAUGGACUGUUCAAAAAUAAUGAGUUGAAAGAAGCAAGUAUUUUCUAAAAGGGGCGUUUCUCAGGGCGUGGCUUCAAAAGGGCAUGGUUUCUAAUAGGCGUGGCUUCAAAAAUUUCGGCCACACCUCAGUAUACCCACUUUUAGACUGGUGCGUGGUGCCUGUAGACCAUAGCCUGGUUCUACUUCAGUUGGACUGUGUCUAGGUCAUAGCUUAAAUUAGCUAAAGGUCCCUAACGAGAGGGAAACAGUACCGUGUAUCUAAUUAUUUUAUUCAUACUUUUUAAGAGUUUGUUAGUAAACAACAGCAUUUCUUAAUUUUUCGCAAUGCUUGUAAUUUGAAAGUUUGUCUAAGCUAUUCUUUGAAAAAGAUGCUUUAUAUCAAUUAACUUAAUAUAGUGAAUAAAUAUAGAAGUAUUACCUAUAUGUUUUU
Messenger RNA from Rhopilema esculentum, 5155 nucleotides. RefSeq names its product cubilin. The record is from RefSeq and is a predicted model, not a curated record. NCBI's taxonomy places the organism in Eukaryota, Metazoa, Cnidaria, Scyphozoa, Rhizostomeae, Rhizostomatidae.